GCAUGGCAAUCAGCCGUGGGGCUUCUGGAGAACAUGACACGCUCGGAGAUCCGCUGUGACGUCGUGUGUUUGGGCGCCGCGCUGGCUGCGCUGGCGGCAGGGUCAGAGUGGAGCCGUGCAUUGCACAUGGCCAGACAAAUGGAGGAAGCUUCCAUACCACCCAACGUGGUAGCUUAUGGUUCGGCUCUGAAGGCUUGCGAGCUGUCACGAGGCUGGAAGCAGGCUUUGUCAUUGCUGACGGAGAUGGACGAAAAGCAGGUGAAACCCAACGUGAUUUGCUUCAACUCGACCAUCAGCGCGUGCGAGAAAUCGGCGCGCUGGGAGUGGGCGCUCGAGGUUUUUUGGCAAAUGCAGCUCAGACGCCUGACACCUGACGUAAUCACUUACAGUGCUGCCUCCAGCGCUUGCGAGAAAUGUGCGGAGUGGCAGUGGUCCCUGUACUUGCUGGACGAUAUGCUCCUCAGACAUAUCGAGCCGGACAGCUACACUUUUGCCUCCGCGAUAUCCGCCUGUCAGAAGGCUUCAGAGUGGCUCGUGGCAUUGUGCUUGCCACGCCCGGACACGGUGGCAGUGGCGGCGGCCAUCUCAGCCUGUGAGAAGGGCCAAAAAAGGAGGUCCGGACUUGCCUGGCGCAGCGCUUCUGCACUCUUGGCCGAGCUAGGGCCACGAAUGUUGCGCCGGGAUGUUAUUUGCAACAACGCAGCCUUUAGCGCCUUCGAGAAGGCCCAACGAUGGUCCCACGCCCUGGCGCUCCUCGAGACGAUUCCAACGUUGGAGAUGGGACUUCUUGGUCUCUCGAGCACGUUGGCCGCGU
Messenger RNA from Symbiodinium pilosum, 814 nucleotides. Lineage: Eukaryota; Dinophyceae; Suessiales; Symbiodiniaceae. The record is from the annotation of a GenBank genome assembly.